Messenger RNA from Coccinella septempunctata (seven-spotted ladybird), 2361 nucleotides. RefSeq names its product protein Skeletor, isoforms B/C (gene knk). The transcript is spliced from 9 exons. The record is from RefSeq and is a predicted model, not a curated record. The coding region runs from base 210 to 2267 and encodes 685 amino acids. Lineage: Eukaryota; Metazoa; Arthropoda; Insecta; Coleoptera; Coccinellidae.
UGAAUCAAAAGAAGCCCACCAUCAAGGUUGGAAGAGAAAGUAACAUAUUAUUCACUAUGCUUGAAUAAUAGUCAUCAGUACAUUCAUGCAAUUUUUAAUCUUUUUCUUCGAAAGGUGACACGUUUUGAAGAGUUUCCUUCACAUGACAUGCCAGAGUGUUGGUUAGUGAGAGUUCCAGUGCCAAAAAUGAUCAGAAAGAACUGAAAAAAAUGAAUCUUUUGUGGAUUACCAUAUGUGUAUUUUAUGCUAGUUACUCAGCAAAGUGUCAAGAAGAUGAUGAAGGCCCCUACAAAGGCAAAUAUCUUGGAAAAUUGAACUCCUAUCACCACCAAGUUAGUGGCGAUAUUUACGUGAUUGAUGAAUAUUCCAUUCUCUUGUCAUCAUUCAGCUAUGAUGGAAAUGGUGCUGACACAUUUUUCUGGGCAGGGGCGUCCAACAGGCCUGGCCCCCAAGGGUUCAUAGUGCCUGAUGAAUAUGGGCACACUAACGUCUUAGAACGCUAUUUGAACAAGGAUUUAACCCUUUCCCUACCCGACAAGAAAAAAAUCACGGAUAUCCGAUGGUUUGCAGUAUACGACAUUUGGAGUCAGAAUACUUUCGGCGAUAUUUACAUCCCUGAAGAAUUCGAACCACCCACGAUUCAAACCGUCGGUCAGUUGACAGGAAAAAAGAACAAUGUGUCUUCUGGCGACAUACAAAUUUUGGACGCGAAAACCCUAAAAAUAAAAUUUUUUGAGUACGAUGGGAAGGCUAAGGAUGCUUACUUUUGGGUAGGGGUUGGACCACAGCCAGGACCAAAGGGCUACAAGGUACCUGAUGAGAAAGGAUACUUAGAACCGAUAAGGAGCUAUAAAGAGCAGACCAUAAUUCUGGAACUCCCUGGUGACCUCACAAUUUUCACUAUUGAUUGGUUCAGUAUAUACGACCAUAGUACCAACGAAAAUUUAGGUUCUUUCAUAGUGCCAGAUGGUCUAAAUGUUCCACCGUCUUUAGUCAAAAUAAUAAGCCAUAAGAAUGAGUUACCAAACUGCCUUCAACUCCAUAAAGAUUUUCAAGUAUCUUGGGAAAUUUUCGGGCCACAAAUCACUAUCCAGUUGGCUGGAAACGUGGCUGAAAACGAGUACAUGUCUUUUGGCAUAUCAGGGUCUCCUAGCCAAAGUCAAAUGUUGAACUCGGAUGUUACUGUGGCCUACAUAGAUGGAUACAGAGGGUUUGCAGCUGAUUAUAACAUUUCUGCGUUAACACCGUGUGUCAAGAUUCUGGGACAGUACAAGGGAGUUUGUAAGGAUGAAUUGGUUGGUGGUCAAGAUAACAAUCAACUUCAUACAGCUGUCAGAGAAAAUGGAAUUAAUAUAAUAACUUAUCGAAGAUUUUUGAUAUCGCCGGAUAGUGGCGACAAAGAGUACCAAACAGACCAGCCUUUGUACGUAAUUUGGGCCUUGGGUAAAUUAGACAAAAACAAAGAGCCAGCUUUCCAUGACAAGUACCCCAAAGCGAACAUCUCAAUUCAGGUGAACCCCAAAGAACCAAAAAACAAUUGUUUCGCCUUUACCAGAGACGAAACCGGCAGAAAAAACAAGACGGAAAUCUGGGAUAAAGGCGAGCUAGACGGCAAGGCUUCCAGAGUGUUCAACGCCUAUCUUGGUCCAUCCGGAGGCGUGAAAGGAUACCAAGGGUUGACAGGACAACCUCCGACUGCCUUGGCUUGGUACAUCAACGGCAUGCUAGUGCCAGAAAUUUGGCUCAGGAGAGGUUUGACCUACGCUUUCAGGGUUUACGGGGGUAAUAAUCCCCAUAUGGCUGAAUUGUACCAUCCCUUGAUUAUAACAGAUGAGCCUCACGGUGGUUUCGAUAAGUUGACUGAUGAGCAGCAGUCCAAGAUAAGGGUUUUGGCCGGAAUCGAGUAUUCCAGAAGGGGAAGACCAAGACCAACUUCAGCUGGUCCCUUGUGCCUUGCCCGUCAUGCGGAAGACAGAGAUAGAAGGUUAGACGAUGAUUUUCCAUCGUUCAAGAAAUACAACCGUUCCUUGGUUUAUACCUGCGAAAAGGGAGAUCCGGCCAUUUUGGAAUUCACACCAAACACUUCCUGGCCAGACAUCGUGUACUACAAUUCCUUCACUCAGUCGAACAUGGGAUGGAAGAUACAUAUCAUAGACACGUUCUCGAGCUUCUCAAAAUCAAAUGGAAUCCCUCGAUGUGCGUUGUCGUAUGUCUUUAUGACUAUAUCUUUAUUUGUUUGUCAUUUGAGAUUAUUCAACUGCUUAUAGAAAUCUUCUUAGUGUUAUUUUAUUUAUUUUGAGGAUGUGUUGCGCUGUGACAAUUGAGAUUAUAAUUGAGUUAAUAAUAAAUGUGUACUGUGUA